CGCCACGCGGCCGACGCGGCCACGCCACGCCGCCACGCUCCACCACACUGUGCUCCACAAAAUCUAUGCCACAGCCACCACAGCGCUCCACCAGAGCGGCUCUUUGCUUUCAAGAUGGCCGCGCCCAUUGUGCGCCUGUCGCAGUUUGGCGGUGGUCGCCGUGUCGCCCUACAAGUCGCCGAAAUGUCCCGAAAUCACAGCUUGCGCUAACGGCGACCGGUUUCUAAAGGUCGACCUCGUACGCGCGCAGCAAUCUAACGUGCCUUAUCGCUCUCGAGCGGUCCUAGAUCUGACUCGACCGACGUUUCGAGCCACGACCGCAUCAAGACAGCGGGGCAAGUCCGACCUGACCGCCAUGGUCUCAACGUUGCGAUUCGGCGGACGCGUUCCAACUGCACAGGCUGAUCGUACUCGAGCGAAUCUAACAUCGCUGAGGGUGUCUUCCUGAUGAAGCCGAGGAUACCAUGGCCACCAGACGCAACAUCGAGCUGGGACUCCUCGCGAGCCUCCUGUGCACGCUGCUCAUAUCCUUCAGCAUCAUAAUGCGUUCUCCGGUCGCAUGCCCGUCGCAAGAGUCUGCCGACGGGAGCUACGACCAGGACGAGAACGGAGUCGGUGGUGAUACGCACCGAUUGGCAGUCAUCGUGCCUUUCCGCGACCGCUUCGACGAACUUCUGCUGUUCGCGCCGCACAUGCACAAGUUUCUCAAAGCCCAGCGAAUACAGCACCGGUUCCUGAUCGUGAACCAGGUGGAUCGGCUGCGUUUCAACCGCGGUUCGCUCAUCAACGUUGGGUUCCUGGUCGCCCAGUCGGACUGCGACUACCUAGUCAUGCACGACGUGGACUUGCUCCCGCUGAACCGUGAGCUGAGCUACGCGUACCCGGCGAACGGCGGCCCGAUGCAUCUGGCGGCGCCGGACCUCCACCCGAGGUACCACUACCCGACGUUCGUCGGCGGCAUCCUUCUCAUGAGCAACGCUCGGUUCCGGCAGCUCAACGGACUCUCAAACAAGUACUGGGGCUGGGGGCUCGAAGACGACGAGUUCUACGCGCGGAUGCGGGACGCGAGGCUCAACGUGUCCCGGCCCGGCGGUCUCAAGACCGGGAUUCGCAACACGUUCCGGCACGUGCACGACAAGCAGCAUCGUCCGAGGGACACGGCGCGCCUGCACAACCAGCGCGCCGAGACCCGCAAGAGGGACCGGGUCACCGGACUCGCCGACGUCAAGUACGACCUGGCGGCGCUGCAUCGCCUGGUCAUUGACGGCGCACCCGUCGAGGUGUUGGACGUGAGGCUACGCUGCAACCUGACCGUUACUCCCUGGUGCCAAAAGUGAAAAAAGAAAGAAAGGCUUGUGCAAUCGCUCACUCCAUUGAUCAGUCACAUUGGGAUUUGGGCAGUGCCAAACAGACCCGUGUUGCAAGUAAGGUCGGGACAGCAGAAAAUGGGGGAAUUGUAUUUCAGUGGCGAAGCACUUUUGUGUUGGCUUGGCAGUGUUGCCAAAGCGUAGCAAACAUACAAAAAGCGCUACAAGCAAGGACAAGUAGGACGAAAGCUUAUCCUUUGGUCGCUUUUGUCUGUGGCAUUAUUGUGUUUUUGCUCGGCGGUGGCCGAAUACCGUGACCAGGGGUGAGAGGCAGGCAAACUUGUUGGGUACACCCGUUUCUAGAGCACUUCAGAUUGACCCAUACAUUUCACUAUUUCACGAGCUGUACAACAUGAACCUCUGCAACACAGCACUAUUAGAAGCAUAUUAUUUCCACGUCGCAUUACAUGCUCGACAGUCCUGCAUAGCUGUGAAGCCGAUACUAUUAAGGAUUUCGGCUUGGGGCAACGCUAUGUGGCGCGAUUCAAGGUUGUGCUUGUUGUCCUAAGGCUCACACAUUUUACGAUACUUGCCAAGCAUCCUGCUUGAGAAGGCUCCAUGCUUUGGUUUCAAUAAACGAGUCAGUUGUGCCAUAUAGAACAUA
Ixodes scapularis (black-legged tick) is the source of this 1971-nucleotide messenger RNA. It is a transcript of the gene beta4GalT7, whose product is annotated as beta-1,4-galactosyltransferase 7. The record is from RefSeq and is a predicted model, not a curated record. Gene Ontology annotation, biological process: proteoglycan biosynthetic process; carbohydrate metabolic process. Gene Ontology annotation, molecular function: xylosylprotein 4-beta-galactosyltransferase activity. NCBI's taxonomy places the organism in Eukaryota, Metazoa, Arthropoda, Arachnida, Ixodida, Ixodidae. The transcript has a single exon. Bases 465 to 1337 code for a protein of 290 amino acids.